Messenger RNA from Kwoniella mangroviensis CBS 8507, 384 nucleotides. RefSeq lists its product as uncharacterized. The transcript has a single exon. The record is from RefSeq and is a predicted model, not a curated record. The coding region runs from base 1 to 384 and encodes 127 amino acids. NCBI's taxonomy places the organism in Eukaryota, Fungi, Basidiomycota, Tremellomycetes, Tremellales, Cryptococcaceae.
AUGCCGGCUGUUCGUCAGUACACUGCCUCUUCUAGUCAGAAUCUGAACACACAACAGAAGCAGAUGGCAUACCCUGUCAAGCCUGUCAUGACAUCCAAGCAAGAUAACACCUUACGAGCUGCGGCUGAAGAUACCAUCUCUCCCGGAUCUGCAGCAUCUCAUGUUCAGUCUACUGAAGCUACCAGAAAAGACACCGGGACUCUUGAUGACUAUCUCAAGAUCCAACAACGAGAUAUCACGGCGCCUAAUAGGGAAAGAAGCACUUUGAACCAGAUGACCUAUUCGGCACUUGGUCUAGGUACAGGUACGGACACCGGCGAGGCGAAUCGAUCAACACUCAAUCAAUGUGCUGGUUGUCCGGGCUCGACCGCAUGCGGAGGAUGA